UUACUUCCAGUUAGGUUAUUUCCACAGCCAGGCACAGGCAGACGGAUCUUUCCAUUCUCUGUUUUAUUUGAGUACGAAAAAUUCUGAAUUAGACCAAAUAUGAAGUCGAUUCUGUCAAUCGUUGUACUUGGGCUCAUUUACAGCGCUGUGGAGUCCAAAGAAUCUCCCCCCAAGGUGCAGGUGUACAGCCGUAACCCUGGCAACUUUGGCGAUAAGAACACCCUGAUCUGUCACGUGAGUGGCUUCCACCCCCCUGACAUCAGCAUCCAGCUCCUGAAGAACGGUGUGGAGAUCCCCGACGCCAAGCAGACAGACCUGGCCUUCGAACAGGGAUGGCAGUUCCACCUCACCAAGAGUGUUGGAUUCACACCAGCCAGCGGAGAGGAGUWCACCUGCAGAGUCCGUCACCUGAGGAAUCUGAAGACCUACACCUGGG
Salvelinus sp. IW2-2015 is the source of this 436-nucleotide messenger RNA. Its product is annotated as beta-2-microglobulin. The record is from RefSeq and is a predicted model, not a curated record. Lineage: Eukaryota; Metazoa; Chordata; Actinopteri; Salmoniformes; Salmonidae.